Messenger RNA from Hipposideros armiger (great roundleaf bat), 1548 nucleotides. It is a transcript of the gene GEMIN2, whose product is annotated as gem nuclear organelle associated protein 2. The transcript has 7 exons. The record is from RefSeq and is a predicted model, not a curated record. Gene Ontology annotation, cellular component: nucleus; SMN complex. NCBI's taxonomy places the organism in Eukaryota, Metazoa, Chordata, Mammalia, Chiroptera, Hipposideridae. Gene Ontology annotation, biological process: spliceosomal snRNP assembly. The coding region runs from base 245 to 769 and encodes 174 amino acids.
CCUUAGAAGAAAGAACAGAGGGGAGCAGAGGGAACACGCAGAAACGCCUCAGAACCAUUCCUGCGAGGAACUAAAUUCGCAGUCUUCCUUACACCACCGGAGCCUUAACCUUGAGACAAUCAGCAGGGUUGCUCAUGCGCAAUUACACCCCAUAAGCCUUGCCGCUUGCUCAACUCUGCGCCGAAGGUGCCUACUUGUGCGCCUGCGCUGUGACCUAAACGUGCGACUGACUGGAUUGGAAACUAUGGCGUGGUUAUCGGCGGAGUCUGCAGUGGAAGAGUUGAUGCCCCGGCUGUUGCCAGUGGAUCCCUGCGACUUGACAGAAAGUUUUGAUCCCUCCGCACCCCCGAGGAGCUGGAAAAAAUUUUGUCUGGGUGAAAGGCUAUGUGUUGAAGGGGCUGUUGGACCAGCUAAAAACGAAAGUCCUGGAAUAGAUUAUAUACAAAUUGGUUUUCCUCCCUUGCUUAGUAUUGUUAGCAGAAUGAAUCAGGCAACAGUAACCAGUGUCUUGGAAUAUCUGAGUAAUUGGUUUAGAGAAAGAGACUUUACUCCAGAAUUGGGGAGAUGGCUUUAUGCUUUAUUGGCUUGUCUUGAAAAACCUUUAUUACCUGAGGCUCACUCACUGAUUCGGCAGCUUGCAAGAAGGUGCUCUGAAGUGAGGCUCUUAGUGGACAACAAAGAUGAUGAGAGGGUUCCUGCUUUGAAUUUAUUAAUCUGCUUGGUUAGCAGGUAUUUUGACCAACGAGAUUUAGCUGAUGAACCAUCUUGACAUAGCUGAUCUCUCAGGGAUAGAAAAUACUUGUGAUGAAGGCAGCCUAUGUCUGAGGAAGUACAAUGCCAAUUCAAGUACAGAUUGCAUCACAUCUUCAACAUUAUGAGAGGGGUCUUCAUCUUAAACUGUGCAACGCAGAAGAUAGCUUGUGUGGAUUUGAAUAUCUGAAGUAUCUUUGAUACUUUGAAGAAACUCCACCUAGUUUCUAAUGACAAGUUUUAAAGUUUUUCUAUAACCACAUGCAGUACUGUAUGAUGAAAUUUUACAGAUGUCCUUGGUGCUGUUUCAUUGUUUUAUAUGAAUACACAUAAAAUUUUAUUGAAAAUGUUUUGGUUACUAAAAUUUUGUUUGACUCUUGAACAAGACAAUGGAGAAAGGUUCUUAGUAUUGGAAUUAAAAUAAUCUAGAUUAAAUGGCAAAUCUGUUCAUAGCAACAAAAUUAAGCAAACGUUUUCCCUUUAAGCUUAAUGCUUUUAUUUAAAUGCUUUAUUGCACAAAACUUUUCUUAACAAAUCAAGUAAUACCCUAAUAGAUUGACUGCUUUUUCUGUCAAAUCUUGUUCAUUUCACUUAUAAUUUAUAAUCAGGUACAGAUGUUUCCUACUUUUAAGUACAGAAGAUCCAAGUAACAGUAGUUCUUCAAAUAGGGGUUUAUUUUCUCACAUAACAAGAUGUGGAGGAGCUGGCUGCUGGCAUUGGUUCAGUCACUCUGCAAUACCAAGGUCUCUGAUCGUUUGGCCUUUCCCUCAUGGUAACAAGAUGGCUACUAGAGUUCAA